Molecule: messenger RNA, 2354 nt
Organism: Brassica oleracea var. oleracea
Lineage: Eukaryota; Viridiplantae; Streptophyta; Magnoliopsida; Brassicales; Brassicaceae
Exons: 5
Coding region: 224-2245 (673 amino acids)
Molecular function (GO): glycosyltransferase activity
Source: RefSeq, a predicted model, not a curated record
AUUAAAUAGGAAACAAAUAAGAAGAAGAAGACACUCCUCCGCACUCUCUGCGAUAAAUCAUCUAUCAUCAGACGAAGACUACUAGAAAAGAUUGCUGCAAAAUUGGCGUCAAUUAGCCGCCUUCUUCUCGCUAUUCCAACUUCGGAAGCUCAUACAUUGGCGUAUCGGCGGGGAUCCAUACUCAGCUGCUGGUUGCUGUGUUGAGAGGCUCGUGGAUUUGUGUAUGGAAGAGGUUCGGUUGUCGCCGCUGAGGCAGAUAAGCGUUAAGUCUUCACUCUCUGGGAGGUCUACUCCAAGGGGUUCACCUAGAGUGCAUUCUUCUGGUAGGACUCCUCCUCGUAGAGAGGGCAGAGGUGGAGGGGGUGCGGUUCAGUGGUUUCGUAGCAGCCGCCUCGUCUACUGGCUGCUUUUGAUUACUCUUUGGACGUAUCUUGGGUUCUAUGUUCAGUCUAGGUGGGCGCAUGAUAACGAAAACAAAGUUGAGUUUUUACGGUUUGGAGGCAAGCUGAGAAAGGAUGUUGUUGUACAUGUGGAUGUGGAUAAGAGCAAAGGGAUGGGUUCCGUUGCUAAUGAGACUUCUGAUGCUUUGGUGAGUGUUACUCCCGCUAAAGAUGAUGCUGGCGUGAAUAAGAAGAGGACGGAUGUUAGUCUGAGCAAGAAAGAUGACGUGGCUUCUCGGCGGAGCUUGAGUUCCAGGCGGAAGACGAGAAAAGCUAGCCGGACUUCACGUAGUAAGCACAAGGUGUCUAAAGCGGUUGAGAGUAAGGCUUUGGAGGAUGAGCAAGACCCGCAACUUCCAAUGACGAAUGCUACUUACGCCAACCUUCUUGGUCCGUUCGGAUCACUAGAGGAUAAAGUUCUCGAGUGGAGCCCGCAUAGACGGUCCGGGACUUGCGACAGGAAGUCAGACUUUAAACGCCUUGUUUGGUCGAGGAGAUUCGUUUUGCUUUUUCACGAGCUCUCGAUGACUGGCGCUCCUAUUUCGAUGAUGGAGCUGGCUUCGGAGCUUUUGAGCUGCGGUGCAACAGUCAGUGCAGUUGUUCUCAGCAGAAGAGGUGGGUUGAUGCAAGAGCUCACUAGGAGAAGGAUCAAAGUGGUUGAAGACAAAGGAGAACUCAGCUUCAAGACUGCCAUGAAAGCAGAUUUGAUCAUCGCUGGGUCAGCAGUUUGUACCUCAUGGAUAGAUCAAUACAUGAAUCAUCAUCCAGCUGGUGGAAGUCAAAUAGCUUGGUGGAUAAUGGAGAACCGAAGAGAAUACUUUGACCGAGCUAAACCGGUGCUUGACCGAGUGAAGAUGCUAAUUUUUCUAUCGGAAUCACAGAGCAAACAAUGGUUAACAUGGUGCGAAGAGGAGCAUAUAAGGCUUAGAUCACAACCAGUGAUUGUUCCUCUAUCUGUUAACGAUGAGCUGGCCUUUGUUGCUGGGAUUCCUUCCUCGCUCAACACACCAACACUAUCUCCAGAGAAAAUGAGGGAGAAGAGACAAACACUACGUGAAUCAGUCAGAACGGAGUUGGGCUUAACAGAUGCAGAUAUGCUCGUGAUGUCUCUUAGCAGCAUAAACCCAGGAAAGGGACAACUUCUUCUCCUCGAAUCUGUUUCCUUAGCACUUGCUGAGAGAGAACAAGGAGCUCAAAGGAAUCACAAAGGCACCGUUUGGAAAGAGAAGGUUAACCCCUCAAGGAAACAUCGCCUAAGAGGCUCAUCUCGACAGAUGCAAAGUACUUCUCUCACACUUGAUAAUGCAGCGGGAAGACAGAAACAAGAGCUUAAACUUCUCUUGGGAUCAGUGGGUUCAAAGAGCAACAAAGUUGAAUACGUUAAAGAGAUGUUAAGCUUCUUAUCUAGCAACGGAAACCUAUCUAAGUCAAUCAUUUGGACUCCAGCAACCACUCGUGUUGCUUCAUUAUACUCUGCAGCAGAUGUCUACGUCACAAACUCUCAGGGAGUUGGUGAAACAUUUGGGAGAGUGACGAUAGAAGCAAUGGCGUAUGGACUUACAGUGGUGGGAACAGAUGCAGGAGGAACAAAAGAGAUUGUGGAACAUAACGUGACCGGUCUACUUCACCCAAUGGGACGAUUAGGUAACAAAGAUUUGGCCCACAAUCUCUUGUUUCUACUUAGAAACCAAGAUGCAAGGCGACAAAUGGGGAUCGAAGGACGCAAGAAGGUUGAGAAGAUGUACAUGAAGCAACAUAUGUACAAGCGAUUCGUCGACGUUCUUGUCAAAUGCAUGAGACCAUAAACACACCUUUUUAUCUUAUAUCACAGCCCAUUGAUUCUUUUACCAACUCGGAUUUUUAGGAGUUUAUUUUUUUCGAGAUUUCUGAAUAAAAUUCUCUUAUUAUAUUUCA